Dermacentor silvarum is the source of this 6417-nucleotide messenger RNA. Its product is annotated as zinc finger protein 879. Gene Ontology annotation, biological process: regulation of transcription by RNA polymerase II. Gene Ontology annotation, molecular function: RNA polymerase II transcription regulatory region sequence-specific DNA binding; DNA-binding transcription factor activity, RNA polymerase II-specific. NCBI's taxonomy places the organism in Eukaryota, Metazoa, Arthropoda, Arachnida, Ixodida, Ixodidae. The record is from RefSeq and is a predicted model, not a curated record. Gene Ontology annotation, cellular component: nucleus.
CUGCGUUAUUCCACUGUUUGGAUUUUCAUGGAUGGAGGCGUUAGAUUAGUAGCUCAUGAAUCACAGAAGACUGAAGUUACAUCGUUGGAAUGACCCUUAGACAACUCGGAGAGAACGGCGCGAGCUUGGAGGAAGGCGACCUGCUGCCCAUGUACGGCGGUGGCGGCGGCCGGCCGUCAAGCAGCGGCUCGUCGUCUUCGGCCGGCACGCCCAGUCCUAUGUUGGCCGCGCCGCAGCCGCUCAAGGCGGCCAACGGCGCGGCCACUGCCACUACUGCACCCCAUGGCCACCCGACGCAGCCCAGGAAGUACCAGUGCAAGAUGUGCCCACAGGUGUUCGCGCACAAGUCUGCGAUGCAGCAGCACUCGCGCGAGGCCCACCGGGGCGACCUGAAGCCGCACCAGUGCACCCAAUGCCUCAAGUCGUUCUCGUCGACGCACCAGCUGGCGCAGCACGUGCGCAUCCACACGGGCGAAAAACCGUACAAGUGCUCCUACUGCGAGCGCCGCUUCAAGCAGCUCUCGCACGUGCAGCAGCACACGCGCCUGCACACCGGCGAGCGGCCCUACAAGUGCCAUGUCGCCGAAUGUGGCCGGGCAUUCAUCCAGCUGUCCAACCUGCAGCAGCAUUUGCGAAAUCAUGACAGCCAAAUGGAACGCGCCAAGAGCCGACCCUUCCACUGCAACAUAUGCGGCAAGGGCUUCGCGUCGGAUAGCAGUCUGCGGACUCACAGAUCCAAGCAACACGCAGCACUGAUUGGAGGAGCAGCGUCGCAGUCUUGCCCGAUCUGCCACAAGAUCUGCGUCAACGCUGAAGCCCUAAUGGAGCACAUGCGCAUCUCACACAAGGAUCCACCAGUUACAGCACCAGGUACAGGUACACAUGGACUGGUGGAGACACUUCAGGUGGCACUCAGUCUUCAGAAGACCAAGGCAAGCAGCAGCAACAACAGCAACAACAACAACAGCAACAACAACAGCAACAGCAGCAGCAGCAAGCAACAACAGCAGCACCAGCGGCGUAUAGGCCAGCCACAGCUAACCCAUGCAUGCCCUGUGUGUGGCAAGGCGUACGUGAAUGAAGGCUCACUGCGCAAGCAUGUGAGCACUCACCCAGAAGCAGCCUCCCUGGGCUCCCCGCUGCGAAUGUGGCCCUGCACUGUCUGCCACAGCGUCUUCACCCAUGAAACAGGACUGCUACACCACAUGGAGCACAUGCGCAUGGACCCAAAGCACCAGUUUGCGGCCCAGUACUUGCUGAGCCGUGCUGCCGCCGAGCGCAGAGAGAAGCACGGUGGGCCCUCGGCGGGUCCCCCCCAUGACAUGCUGUCUGCUGUCCAGCCACAGCCGCAGACAGCGGCAUUGGCUGCGGUCAUGCAGCCACCACCCUCCUCAUUGGCUGCGUUGCAGGCCAGCCACCUGGCACACUCCUGAGACACGGACUUCAGAGGUGCAAGCCGCCAAGAUGUUGCCCUCCUCCCCUACGUCUGGGCACAAGUCGCAGCGGCAGACAAGAGAGAAGUCCACGUCUCAAAAUGAUUUACGCUGAGUGCAGCAACUGCUGGCCGCUUCAGAUGGCCUUCAUGACUUGGUCAAAUGUGGUCUCCCACUACUGAUGGGAGACAUGUACAAUAUCACUGUCCAGUGGGCCCGUGUCUAUGACGGAAACCUGCGACAUGUUUCACUUGCAGCUUGGCGUAACGCCCGGUUUUCUUUCCUUCCCUGUGUAGUUGCUGUGUACCUUUUGUGCUUGUUCAGUUUCGCAGUGACAUUGUUGUUACAUAUAAAAGGCUGUAUCACAUGCUAUGCUGCCAUUCUCCCAUGUCAUUACUUAAAGUGCUGUAUUUGCAUGAGUGUGAUGCGACCGCUGACCAUAGAUGUAAUGUGAGAUGGAAUUUUUGAAGUUUAAUAAAUAGAAAGUAAAUUAAUUUAAGGUUCUAACAUGAUUUACUGUAACGUAAGGCAACUAUGGCCAUAUGCUUGAGAAAGAAGAUAAGUGCGGAGGCUGCCUCUGAGCGCCUAAUUUCUAACAGGUGUCUGCACUUCCUCACCUACUUUUUGCUGCAUGUGAGUCGUGUGACCUAACGAAAAAGUUGAGGUCUCUAGAGCCUUGCUCUUCUGCUGCACCACAUGUUAACAUUGCAUCACAUCGCAUCUUGGAUGUGCGGGGAAGUCUGCUUAAUAAAUCUCACACUAGGUUAGGCUUCACCUUUCUUCCAAUGCUCAAAUGUAUAGCGCGGUACAGUCUCUCACAUCAGAAAACUGAAAUAUUGCAUGUAAAAGUGUGCAUUGUUACAAAUGUAGCACAACGUGCACAUUCAUACUGAAGUUAAAGUUAAAAAAAAAUUGGAUUACAUACAUGCAAAUAUAAUACUUUUCUCUUUUGUAAAGUUUAUUUUUUAUGUAUGCGUGUGUGUGUGCGUGCAAAUGUAAACUGCGACUGCUGCAGUCAGUCCCCAGAAACAGUUUGAGCUGGUGCAUUAGAGUGUUGAAUUGUCAAGGGCCCCUUUUUUGCAAUUUAUGCGUGCAGACUUAGAGUUCAUGUUUUCCCUUUUGUUGUGUUUCGCUUGUGUAGAAUGCUGACACCACACUUGACACUUGCUGACAUCUCAUCAUGGUGCACAGACAGUGAAAACAUGGCUUUGCCAAUUAUAGUAUGCACUUCAAAGCUCGCCUUAUAGUUGACUGCGCUUGUUGGAAAAUGGUCAUGUGAAGAAAAGAUAACUUGUUCUGUUAAAGAAUUUUGCCAAAAAUUUGGCUUGGAGCGCAAGCAUGUCUUUACAGACUGACAGCAACUGGUGUGUUCAGUUUGCUCUUCUGCGUGGGUGACAUUUGACUGCUUACUGAGCUGCAUACUAUCGCAAGUUAUUCAAAGAGGACAAUUAUCAAUCCUUUAGAUGAACCAUUGCUGGAUCAACAGUCCCUAUUUUAACAUUUAACAUUUAUAUAUUAACCUAAAUUUUCAAUCUGGCAUUGUGGAGAGUCUUAGUUAAGUGGAAUCAGCUUGUAAGUUGGCUAGCAAACACUGUCAUCCUUUGCUAAGCGGCAAGCAAUGCUAGUGCAUGAGAUAGUUCAUUGCCAUGCACCCAUAAAAGUACUAAACAAAAUGACCGUGUGGAAGAUAGCUGGCAAUUCAUUAUUUACUAUAUGUGCUUUGCUAUGCUUUGAUUCGAGAAAUUCUUUACAUGCUUUAUAGUAAAUUAGGAGAAAUUCAUCCUUCUGCAAAUCAUAAAAAAUGUUAGUGCUGUGUCACCAAAUUGUGAGCAGCUCUUAAUUCGUGAAUACCAUGGCAUGGAAUGAAUGUUGUCACUUUCUCUAAGAUUCUGUACACAUUGAUGUUAAAUUUGAAGGAAUGAUGUGUAUGCACAUAACUUGAAGACGAUGGCUGAGCGGGCUCUCUUUAGUGUGUUAUUGUGAAAUGUAAACUGACAGAUUACACAAGCUUUUGAAUCAAUAUCAUGGUCUUCACAUUCACAUUCUGCACUUACUGUUGGAGUUUCUCAAAAGCUUGAUAUCCAAAAUGCAUGUUACGUAAUAAUGUCACCUCUGUAUGUCACGUUUUUAUUUUGUUCCUGUAUUGAGUGCAAUUUUUAAUAUAUCUUACUGUGAUUGUGUCAUGAUAAAACUUGAGUUUUACCAUCUGGAAGUAUUGGGUUAGUGCCAAGUACCUACAAUACCUUAACACAACACCUUAGUUUUGUUUUCUACGUGUUGAGGUAUAGUUAAAAUCAAAAAUCUUCAUCUCCACCACAGUGUUCCCAAGUAUACUGUGAACAUCUUUCCUUGCCGCUUGUGUUUUGCUGUCAGACUGAAAAAGUGCCGGUGCAUUCCGAUGACUGAUGUAGCCGAAAGCCCGUCAUGCUUCUAGCUUUUAUGCCCUUGAAUGUCACAGCAGUUCUACAUAGCCUAAUUUGAUCAUUUGCAGACAUUUGUGUGCUUGUUUGUGAGCUUCCAAGCAUUGUUUCUUUUUUUGUCAUUAUCAAACUCACCAGCAAUGUAUGAAAUCACGUGCAUGUGCAGCUGCACAUUUUGCUUUAACUACUGCAGCUUUUUGACUUUCAUAUUCCUUCAUAUGUUCACCUUUUUAAAAGUAUGCAUGCUUUGUGGUUCUUUUAGCCACCUUCACGUGUGUCAUUCAUUACGUAGCUUUCCAGUUCAUGCUAUUCUCAAGAGUAUACCUGCAAUCCUCAUUGGCAUUUGCAACAUGUUUUCUUGUUUGUUUUUAAUAGCCACAGUAUUAUUAUUGUGACUCUGUUCUGCUUUGCUGGUCUUGCAUGGUCUACAUUUCUGUGAAAAACUUGGUCACCAGUGUCCCUGUAGAGUGUUGACCAUAAUGGUCAGACAAGUAUACAUUCUGCUUGUGAUCGGUAGAAUUACAGCUGAUAAUGCAUUUCAUUGAUUAUUUGCCUCUUUUAGCCCUCAGAUUCAAGCACUACGGGCUACUGUUGCACUGAAUGGCUUAUGAAAAACUAUGGGGUUCUAGUAGUCACAUUGUGAAUCCCACAAGGAACGACAAUAGCAUUGGAGGGAACAAUAUAAAAUGAACUGCUACACAUUGUUAUUUAUCAUUGCCUAAUAGUAAACAUUUUUAGUUUGUUAAUGGAAGUGUGUCUAAGAGCUCUUCAGGUAGAAGAGAAAACAGGCCACAUUUUCUGUGCCUUGUCAAUAAAUUCCAUUCUUGGAGUCGAGUGUUAGUUCUGGGUGAUUAAGUGCUGAAAAGAAAGACUUUGUAGUAAUGGGGCUAAAGUUAGUAGCUUUUCAGGUCAACCAAUUUACUGCAGUGAUAGAAAAUUUGGACAGCAUACAAUAUUUAGCUUGAUUCUCCAGACAUAAUUUGCAUGCAUGAUAUGCUAACAUUGCAGCCAUGAAUGUGUUUUUUUUAUAUUCACUUUAUCUUCUUCUUUCUGAGGUUUUACGUGCCAAAACCAGUUCUGAUUAUGAGGCACGCCGUAGUGGAGGGCUCCGGAUUAAUUGUGCAUGAUCAAAACAUAUUCACUUAAUCACCUUCAUCUUUGCUUUUGUUGGCCUGAUUUCUCAACUCUCUGAAGGCCAUUUGGUUGCUAAGGGUAACUGCAAAAAAAACCUUGGUCUAUUCAGUGCCAAGCUGUAGCUUUUGAUCACUGACUGGCUGUCUUAUAGAUGUCAAGGGCUCUAUAAAAUAAAUUUUACUCUGGAAGAUUGAGAAGGCUUGAAAUCCCAAAUGACUUCACAUGCAUCAGUACUGCAAUUUAUAGAGGUGUGAAUUGAAAUUACAUAUUUUAGUAACAUGUGAUGACUUAAAGAAAAAAACAAUUUUUUGGGCACAGUCACAGUCAGAUGUUCUUAGAAAUAUCAAAUUGGACAGUUUUUGGCAUAAUAUACUUUUAGAACAUGUCUCCCUUACAAACCUGUGUGAAACAGCAGCACUCAUUGGAUGCCCUCAAUAAAACCACUAGCAUAAGCCAGUUGCUUGAUUCAAGUAAUGGGAGUUGACUAGGGUCACAUAUGAUCAAAAUUACGGAUUAAGCGUGCAUAAGGUUGCACAUUUCAGAAGACACAACUGCAAGGGCAAGCAAAGAUAGUGCAUAAGUGCUCAUGGCCUCAUUUUAUCAUGACUAAUAUUGUCAUGAGUUAUGUUGUUGAGUCACCAGGGUGCAGCAUAUUGGUUUCAACUCCAGUGCACAAUAUAUGCUUUAUUUAACCUUUCAUAAGCACAGGAUUCCAUACAGUUAGGUUACUACUUUAUUUAAAGAUUGCUAAGCAGUAACUGUUGAGGCAAUUUGUGGGUACACAUUCUGAUAGUAAUACGCUAAAGAGGGUAAUUUUUUCUAGUUUCUGAAGCAUUUUGUUGAUUGUCGGCUGUGUUUGAAUUAUGUAUGAGACAUUGUCUGAAUUGGUUAUACAAAUCUCCGUACAAAGCAUACAUAUAUAAUUCUGCCCAAAAUCAUCAGAUGAAUGAAACAGCUGAGCAUGUAUUUGUGCCAGAAUAUUUCUCCUGUCUUUCAGAUUGCAACUCGCUUUGUGUGCAAAUGUUUUUUCUGUGCAAAUCAGUGCAGCAUAUAAUUUUAGCAUUUUCUUUUUGUUUGUCCAUUCUUCUAAAUUAAUGUGGUGGUGAAGGGGCUUUGUCUAUGUUCUUGUCUCAUGUGCUUUGAAUAUUGUAUAAUCAUUUUCACUGUCACUAUUCAGUUUUUUUCAUCACCAGUCCUUGAUAUUUGAGCCAAAUAUGCAACCUGAGCUUUGUAAAUCAUAGUUAUUGAUACAGUUUUAGUUUGACAAUAGUCUCGGUGAAACAUCUGAAUCUGUGUAUGGUAGAGGAUUGGUUGGCUGUUUGUUGUCAAGCGGGAACACGAAUAUGAGGACAGCUGGUGAUGUCAACAUGCUUUUGUCUGUCUUGCUUCCCUUCUACAAGCAACCAUAAACAUUCAUUUAUGAAAUGUGA